Fundulus heteroclitus (mummichog) is the source of this 2629-nucleotide messenger RNA. RefSeq names its product sentrin-specific protease 5. Gene Ontology annotation, cellular component: nucleus. The transcript has 10 exons. Lineage: Eukaryota; Metazoa; Chordata; Actinopteri; Cyprinodontiformes; Fundulidae. Gene Ontology annotation, biological process: protein desumoylation. The coding region runs from base 388 to 1974 and encodes 528 amino acids. Gene Ontology annotation, molecular function: deSUMOylase activity. The record is from RefSeq and is a predicted model, not a curated record.
UUGGCACAGCAAUGACGUAAUUCGCGUGCGACUCCCAAUGUGGAUACUCUUGUUGCUCUAUUCGUCAUUGUUUCAGAAGGUUUAAUUCGACAUAAAUAUAUAUAAAUAUACUCAAAUCCUCGCGGCCCUGCUGUGAAAGCCAGCCCAGGCCCAAAACCUGGCUCCCAGCGGACCCUUUAUUCAGGCAGUCAGAGGAAAUGCAGCGUAGAUACCCAGGAUCAGCGGCGUGGGCAUUCACCCUGAUCUGUAGCCCUGGCACCCCGUGGAGCCGCUGACCUGGACUCUCCACGGCAGGACCAUGGUGUGAAGCGCCGGAAUCUGCCGGCCCUGAGCGAGAAACCAGCAGCUCUAGCUUCCCGGCUGCUGGGCGUGAGCUGCUCCUCUCACAUGUGUCAUUCUGUCAAACAGCAGGCUUCCCACAGCGGCACGCUCACAUGUGAGUCCAUGUUCUUCGGUCUCUGCCAAAUGCAGCAAGCGCGGAACUACUGGAGGAAGGCGAAGUGCGUGAACAGGAGAUGGGGGUCCAUGUCGUCUGUUAUAGGGGUGUCCCACCUCUCCAGGCGGGACAAAAGACGUUUGUAUUAUAAGUUACAGUUCUGGCUGUGGAGGAAGUGGAGUGAGAUGAACCGCCUUUGGAUAUUCCGACAGCGGAGGCGUUGCUCGGGGAUGCCCACCGGCUCCUGCUGUCACCUUAAAUGGAAGCACCAGGAAAGUCAAGCUUUCACGUGCCACGUAAAGGACAACGACAGCUCAACAGUAAGAACCUCAGCUGCUGUUUCGCCUCUCCGGCCUGAUGCUGGAGGUUCUGGGGAAGCCUUAAGCUGUCCGAACGGCCUGCCGGAGUGGAGCCAGUCGGACGGCCUCACAGUGGCUCGCUCAGAUUCCUCUGAGUCAACGGUGUCUGCAGGGGCCCUCAGUCAGACCUCCCCAACAGCCACGCCGCCGUCCCAGAGCGCCGAGCCUUCUGUACAGCCUGAAGGCGCCACUCAAACUGUAAAACACUCUCACACCGUACAACCUCUGCAGGGUGCAGACGGCGCUGCAUCUGCAGGCGGAGAAAGGUUUAGGUCGCAGAGAGCACAGACGCCUCAGAUGGAUGCUGCACUACAACAGCGCGACCCUUUAGUUCAGCAAACCGGGAGUGAAAAGACUAAGUCCUGUGUGAAUAAUGCCAACACUGACAGUCUGACCAGGGAGAUCCGAGACUUCCUGGAAGGUUUCUACAGAACAUACGGAAGCUUCGUCCCACUCCAUAUAAGGGACGUGUUGAGACACCUGAAGAGGAAGUUUAACUCUGAUUUCAAUGACAGGAAAAACAUGAUCCUCUCUGAGGUCGACAAAUACCGGACCGCAAUCGUCAAGAAAUCCGUCCCCUCGUUCCAAGUCGUCUACAAGAAGCACGUACUGACACUGGAGGACCUGUUGACGCUGGCUGAUGAGCAGUGGCUUAAUGACCAGGUCAUGAACAUGUACGGAGAGCUGAUCAUGGAGUCGUCUCAUCACGAGGUUCAUUUUCUCAACAGUUUCUUCCACCGGCAGCUCAUGACCAAAGGAUACAGUGGUGUGAGGAGAUGGACGAAGCAGGUGGAUUUAUUUUCUAAGAGUCUUCUUCUGGUGCCCAUCCACCUGGAGGUUCACUGGUGUCUGGUUACAGCUGACAUUUCCACCAAGAAAAUCUGCCUUUACGAUUCUCAAGGACAUUCACUGCAGAAGGUCGCAAGGAACAUCCUGAAGUACUUGAUUUCAGAAGCAAAAGAGAAGAAAAACGCUGCUUUUGAAGAAGGCUGGACGGUCUCUAUAGAAGAGAAUAUCCCACAGCAGACCAACGAGAACGACUGCGGAGUUUUUGUCUUAGAGUACUCUAGAUGUCUGGCUCUGUCAAGACCGUUGCAGUUUUCCCAACAGGACAUCCCAAAGAUACGAAGGAGGAUCUAUAAAGAGCUCUGUGACUGGAAGCUUCAAGAACAGGACUGACGCGCUGCUGGAGGUGACAGUACAUGCAGCCUCUGAUGGAAAUAAGCAGCCUUAAAUGCCUGGUGCUGCCUGGUGCCUCAGUGUGAGUCCAGAGCGCCGGUUUUAAUCUAUCAGGUCUACCGUCACAUCCAUAAUUGUUGUAGGAUGGCCGUAUUUAUGUGAUCGUUAUUUAAUUAGCUGCUUUUAAGUAAAAAGACUGCCUGAGUUACACCAGAAAAGCCUUACUGUCUGUCAUGGCCUUUCUGCGUCUCCUGUUCUGUUUCCUCUACAACUGUUAAUACCUCACAUGCGGCUCUGCCAGCCGCUUGUCACCUGAUUAAACAAACGGAUUUUGGUGAAUCUUUGUCUUUCAGCCAGAAAUGAUUGCAGAGUUUUACAGACUGCUCAGAAAUAUUUCACUUUUAUUUGAGGUUUUCAUCUUAAACAUCGGGUUCUGUAUACACUGCAUGUGGAACAACCUAUAUCACUUUAUAUGAGGUUACAUCGAUAUACGUGAACGUUUUCCUAGCUUCACAUGAGCCCCCGUCCCUGAGUGUAAGGGCACACCGACGAGAAAGCAGCACCCCAGAUACAAGGUGGACAUUUAAGGCACACAAAGAGGUCCCAGGUUUGGUUUCAGAAUGAGAACCAGAACUAAAGAACACAAUAAAACAUG